AUGAGCCGAGCGCCUAAGCGACGAAGGUUAGAGCAAGGCGAAGAGCAAGUCCAGACAUAUGAUCCUCAACAUCCGACGACGUAUAGCCAGUCUGAUUUCCAACUCCAAAGCCUACCGGCAGCGACAACUCAACAACAUUUGAACUGGACCUUAUAUGGUAAUGUACAGACUGUAUGGAACCAGUACCCAACAAAUGCCACGCCAGUCGAUAACGUGAUUGACUACCACAUGGGCAGCUAUAACCAACAAAAUACUAUUGGAACCGAACCGAGCUUUCCCUAUCAAAAUGGUAUCAACAUUCAAUGGCCUUCGUUCUCGAACGUUCCUCUUAAUUCCCAUUUACCACUGCAAACGUAUGUGCCAAUACAAACACAUUUGCCAAUGUUCGAACCAUCAUAUCAGCAGUAUCCUCUCUAUGGUACUCCAAUAAACCAGCCUAUUGCUGGUUUCCAACAAUGGCCACAACUAAUCGCGGAUUAUCCAUCAUCACAACCUCUUCCGUAUCACAGUGAUUUAUCCCAGAACACAGCAAUCUGCGUUGAAUCUUCCUCGGCAGUGCCAGAUCAGAAUGAAGGGGUUGGUGAGAUUGUUUGCUUUGGAAUGAUCCCGUCUAUCGUUGCCAAAUGUGAUCAAAGAGAGACAGCUCACAGCCUACUGGCAUCGUUCCCUGUCGAACUAGAAGGUUCGACUCGUUUUUCUAGCAAAGACCGAUCCGACGUCUCUGGACAGAUACCGCCGGAGUAUAGUCAGAUGAUACAGGAUCUCCUCGACGAGACGUGUCUCGAACUCCACGUCUCGUGCAUCAUUGGUGGUUUUCAAUCUGCGGACGCGAUGAAAUCACCACAUGGUCCCUCAACAAUACCAUGCAGUUUGGAAAUCUCGGUUUACGGCCCUCUGAGUAUCUUUGAAGAGUUGGGAGCCUGGUUUGAGCACUAUCAGGUGUACUUGCAAGAUCCUCGAGAAUGCCAUCGCGAAGUCAGAUACUGUAACCCCCACCGACUCUCAACAGACGACAUUUCCACUUGCUCCCUCCUGUCUGACUUUAUUUCUCAGAGCUCAAGUUCUCUAGAGCUGGUAUCCACUGCUAACCAAUCUGACCUACUGGACGAACUUUGUAGCCAUGAGAACCUUGAGGAAGCUCCCCAGCCCUCGGUCAUUAAGCAAGAACUCAAAAGGCAUCAGAAGCAAGCUCUGACGUUCAUGCUGCGGCGCGAGCAGGGAUGGGCGUUCUCUGAUCACGAUCCAGAUAUUUGGGAGAUGAAGCAUACGGAACAAGGAACAUAUUUCUUGAACCGUGUCUCAGAUGUUCCUCAGUUUGAAGAGCCUCCCCAGUGUUAUGGGGGCAUUGUUGCAGACCCUAUGGGACUUGGAAAGACUUUAACUAUGAUAUCAUUGGUGGCAACAGACUUGGACAACGAUGACAUCGAUAUCGGUAAUGGCGAAGAGUUUCAUGCAGCGAUCCCGACUACUUUAAUCGUUGUGCCACCUUCUCUGAUAGGGACCUGGGAGGAACAGCUUUCUGAGCACGUCGUUCAAGACGGCUUGACCUACUACCGAUAUCAUCGAAAGGGCCGACAAGUAUCUCUCCACCACCUUCAGGCGAAUCACAUCGUUUUGACGACAUACCACACCAUUUCAGCUGAUUGGAGCUCAUCGAAUGGGAUAAACUCUGUCUUAUUCUCGGUUCGCUGGAAAAGGAUUAUUCUUGAUGAAGGCAAGUUCACUAUAACCAACAUCAAUGCCAUCUGUGCGUUGGAUUCGAGGUCUCGAUGGGCCGUCACCGGCACUCCUAUCCAGAAUCGCCUUGGUGACCUCGCCAGUUUGUUCAAAUUUAUCAGAGUCCAUCCCUAUACAGAUCGAAAAUGCUUUGAUGCUGAUAUCUCUCGUCUGUGGAAGAAUGGCGAAUAUCAGGAGGCCAUCAAAAGACUGAAACGUCUCUCGAAGUGUCUGAUACUCCGGCGAGAUAAGGGAACCAUCAGUCUUCCGCCUAGGGAAGAUCUGCAAUGCCCUGUUGACUUCAGCCCGGAAGAACAAGCUUUGUAUGAUAAUUUGAGAGAAGAUACUCUUGUCAGCAUAGACGAAGCGAAAAUCAAGGAUCCAGAUUCCCUCAAACCAGUCGGUUAUGUCCAUGUCCUACAGCGAAUCGAGUCGCUACGGCUCGUCUGUAACAUAGGGCUGCACUACCACACGAGACAUGACAAGGUCAUACGGAACAUUCAAGAAGCCGACGAGUGGACGAGAUCCGCCCAAGAUGCUUUCAAUAUGGAGCGAGAGAUGGUCCCCAUCAUUUGUCUACUGUGUUCAUCAGCAUUGGACAUUACUGAGACCAUGUCAGAAGAUAGAGCCACGGCGUCCCAAACGCCUUUGUUCUUCAGUUGCCUCACCUACGUCUGCGCUGAUUGCGCACAGAGGUCUAGGAACAAUGUCGAAUGCGGCCACAAUCCUCGUUGUGCCAUGGCCCGAAUCUCGAUGAGCGGCGAAUCUCUCGAAAUGGGUUUGCUUGAUAUGCAGACACAGACGAACGUUAGCCUACCAUCUAAAGUAAAAGCUCUAAUUACAGACAUCAGAAACUUGCCGUCACAUACAAAAUGUGUUGUUUUCUCAACCUGGAGAUUAACACUUGACAUCAUCGAAGCCGGCCUAGCACAGUCCUCUAUCUCAAGUGUCCGGUUCGAUGGCAAAGUGCCACAAAAGAGCCGACAGAAUGUGGUGGGCAAAUUCAGAAAUGACCCAUCUAUUCGUGUUAUGCUCUUGACGUUAUCCUGCGGUGCGGCUGGCCUCACUUUGACAGAAGCUACUAGAGCCUAUCUCAUGGAGCCUCACUGGAAUCCAACUAUCGAAGAGCAAGCCCUCGCGCGUAUUCAUCGUAUCGGACAGACGCAAGAGGUCACUACUGUGCGCUUCUUUAUGCGCAACUCGUUUGAGCAUCGUGUGAUUGAAAUGCAAGAAUCAAAGAAGCAUCUGGCAGGAUUGUUACUCUCGCCUGAUGAUGAUGAUGGCUAUGGGAGUGAGAACCUGGGAAGGCUACAGGAAUUAUCAUCUCUUGUGUGA
Messenger RNA from Fusarium poae, 3051 nucleotides. RefSeq lists its product as uncharacterized. The transcript is spliced from 12 exons. The record is from RefSeq and is a predicted model, not a curated record. Gene Ontology annotation, molecular function: ATP-dependent chromatin remodeler activity; ATP binding. NCBI's taxonomy places the organism in Eukaryota, Fungi, Ascomycota, Sordariomycetes, Hypocreales, Nectriaceae. The coding region runs from base 1 to 3051 and encodes 1016 amino acids.